GAGAUGAGAAGAGAGAGAGGGUGAGUGUAGAUCAAGUGAGUAAGAUGCCAUAUCUUCAAGCUGUAGUGAAUGAAGUGUUACGGAUGAAGCCGAUUGCACCUCUCGCCAUUCCCCACAAGACGGUGAACGAUACCACAUUGAUGGGUUUGAAGAUCGACAAGGGUACUGCUGUUAUGGUAAAUAUCUAUGCUGUCCAUCAUGAUCCAAAGGUCUGGGAUCAUCCAGAGAGGUUUAUGCCAGAGCGGUUCAUGAACGAAAAUGCACGUAAUGUAAGCAUGGCCAUGGAACAGUCAUUUCUUCCGUUUGGAGCAGGUAGGCGAAUCUGUGCAGGAAUGGAGCUGGGAAAGGUUCAGGUGGGCCUCACCCUAGCCAAUCUGAUUAACAGGUUUGAAUGGGUUGCUGCUGAUGGGGAUGGGCCUGACAUGACCGAUGAUUUUACUGCUCUUCUCAGGAUGAAAGAGCCCCUCGUGGCAGGUAUCACGCUUCGUACUAACCUUGGAACCACCUUCUCUUGAAGGUUUUGUGACCAUGGAUGCUGAAUACCACCCAAUAAGAAACUUCGUGUGUUUUAGUUAGUUACUUUUUUGACUUUGAAUAGUCUGGUAAGCACCGUUGUAAAAU
Magnolia sinica is the source of this 621-nucleotide messenger RNA. Its product is annotated as cheilanthifoline synthase-like. NCBI's taxonomy places the organism in Eukaryota, Viridiplantae, Streptophyta, Magnoliopsida, Magnoliales, Magnoliaceae. Gene Ontology annotation, molecular function: heme binding; oxidoreductase activity, acting on paired donors, with incorporation or reduction of molecular oxygen; iron ion binding. Bases 45 to 515 code for a protein of 156 amino acids. The transcript has a single exon. The record is from RefSeq and is a predicted model, not a curated record.